Messenger RNA from Ylistrum balloti, 402 nucleotides. RefSeq names its product L-2-hydroxyglutarate dehydrogenase, mitochondrial-like. The transcript is spliced from 2 exons. The record is from RefSeq and is a predicted model, not a curated record. The annotation marks the transcript as partial. NCBI's taxonomy places the organism in Eukaryota, Metazoa, Mollusca, Bivalvia, Pectinida, Pectinidae. Gene Ontology annotation, molecular function: (S)-2-hydroxy-acid oxidase activity; (S)-2-hydroxyglutarate dehydrogenase activity.
GGGCCUGCAGAAACUAGCCACCAGACACUUAGCCUUUGGGAUAAAGGAGAUGUACAGGGGAUUUUACAUCUCUGCUCAGGUUAGAUUACUACAGAAGUAUGUCCCUUCUCUGAAACGAGAAGAUAUUACAAGAGGUCCAUCAGGAGUGAGAGCCCAGGCUCUAGACAGGGAAGGCCAAUUGGUGGACGAUUUUGUCUUUGAUGUGGGUCAAGGAGAAGUAGGGAGUCGUGUGCUCCAUGUACGCAAUGCACCAUCUCCAGCGGCAACUUCCUCUCUUUCUAUUGCGAAAAUGGUCGCUGAUAAAGUGGAAGGAACUUUUGAACUGUAAUACCAAAGACAUUUUAAUUUAUAUGCAAUAUAUGGAAGGUUGAUUGAUAGAAAUAAAAUAAAUAACAACUUUAA